Molecule: messenger RNA, 4329 nt
Organism: Colius striatus (speckled mousebird)
Lineage: Eukaryota; Metazoa; Chordata; Aves; Coliiformes; Coliidae
Gene: TGFBR2
Product: transforming growth factor beta receptor 2
Exons: 7
Coding region: 292-1998 (568 amino acids)
Biological process (GO): protein phosphorylation; heart development; transforming growth factor beta receptor signaling pathway
Cellular component (GO): plasma membrane; signaling receptor complex
Molecular function (GO): type I transforming growth factor beta receptor binding; activin binding; SMAD binding
Source: RefSeq, a predicted model, not a curated record
AGCGCAGGGGAGGGGGUGACUGUGGGAAGGGGGAGAAGGAACUACUGUAAUAGUAAGAAAGUCCUGCCCAGCUGUUUGCGAAGUUUAAGAUUUCCUGUUUCCCCUGCAGCGCCGAAGUGAAGUUUUCAGUGAGUCACUCGCAGUCCCGAGCAGCGGAGCCCGCUCCGCUGCGCGCCGGCCCCGCUCCGCUCCAGCUCCGGCCCCUCUCCGCGCCGCCGCCCGCCCGGCCCGGCCCGGCCCGGCCGCCCCCGCGCCCCUCCCGCGGCCCACCGCUGUGCCGCUGGCUCCGCGAUGACUCCCUGUCCGCCGAGGAGCUUGCAGCCGCUGCUCCUGCGCCUUUCCCUCUGGGUCCUCAUGGGAAGCUCGGUCCCCGCUCUGCUUCGGGCUGAAAUUAUGUCACCUCUAGACAGAAAUAAGGAAAAUGGAAUGCAAUUGCGAAACCUAUGCAAAUUUUGUGACACUAAAGUAACAACCUGUACAAACCAACGUCCAUGCAGGAGCAACUGCAACAUCACUUCCAUCUGUGAGGAGCACAGUGAAGUCUGCGUCGCUAUAUGGAGACAGAAUGAUGAAAAUGUGACGUUAGAAACAAUAUGCCAUGAUCCCCAGAAAACACUGUAUGGUCACAUGUUGGAUGAUUCCAGCUCAGAUCAGUGUUUGAUGAGAGAAAAGAAAGAAGAAGGGGGAUUAAUGUUCAUGUGUUCCUGUACGGGUGAAGAAUGCAAUGACAUGCUCAUUUUUCCAUCAGAUGACCCUCAUAAGCCAGAGGAGAAAGAUGAAAUUUCCAAAGUCACAAUCAUAAGUCUUGUUCCGUUACUGGUGAUUUCUGUUGCUGUGAUUGUUUUCUUUUAUGCCUACCGCACUCAUAAGAAGAGGAAGCUCAACAAGGCAUGGGAAAAGAAUGUUAAGCCCAGGAAACCCAAGGACUGCAGUGAUGGUUGUGCCAUUAUUCUAGAUGAUAACCACUCAGACAUCAGCUCUACCUGCGCCAACAACAUCAACCACAACACAGAAUUGCUGCCCAUUGAGUUGGACGUUGUUGUUGGCAAAGGAAGAUUUGCUGAAGUGUAUAAAGCCAAGUUGAAGCAAAACACAUCGGAGCAGUAUGAAACUGUGGCAGUCAAAAUUUUCCCCUACGAAGAAUAUGCCUCCUGGAAAACUGAGAAAGAUAUUUUUUCAGAUGUAAACCUCAAGCACGAGAACAUCCUUCAAUUCUUGACAGCAGAGGAGCAUAAGACAGAUCUUGGUAAACAAUAUUGGUUGAUCACUGCCUUCCACGCUAGAGGAAACUUGCAGGAGUAUCUCACACGGCACAUUAUCAGCUGGGAGGACCUCUGGAAACUGGGCGGGUCCUUGGCCCGAGGGAUUGCCCACCUGCAUAGUGAUCACACACCCUGUGGUCGCCCCAAAACACCUAUCGUGCACAGAGACCUAAAGAGUUCCAACAUCCUGGUGAAAAAUGAUUUAACGUGCUGCCUCUGUGACUUUGGGUUAUCGCUGAGGCUGGACCCUUCUCUCUCUGUGGAUGACUUGGCUAACAGCGGGCAGGUUGGCACAGCAAGAUACAUGGCCCCUGAGGUUCUGGAGUCCAGAAUGAAUCUGGAGAAUGUGGAGUCCUUCAAGCAAACAGAUGUGUACUCUAUGGCUUUGGUCCUCUGGGAAAUGACAUCUCGCUGUAACGCUGUCGGAGAAGUGAAAGAGUAUGAGCCCCCGUUUGGCUCCAAAGUGCGGGAACACCCCUGCGUGGAAAGCAUGAAGGACAAUGUCCUAAGAGACAGAGGACGACCUGAGAUUCCCAGCUCCUGGCUUAACCAUCAGGGCAUCCAGAUGGUGUGCGAAACCCUGAUCGAGUGCUGGGACCACGACCCCGAGGCCCGGCUGACGGCGCAGUGCGUGGCAGAGCGCUUCAGCGAGCUCAAGCACCUCGACAAGCUCUCGGGAAGAAGCUGUUCCGAGGAGAAGAUCCCUGAGGAUGGCUCCGUGACCACCGCCAAGUAACACGCAGUCGAGAGCUCGUAACAGAGGGAAAUCACUCCUAGACGUGUUCACCUUGGCAAAGGAAGAGGUCUCGACCAGUGCCUUGACUUGCUUCCUGGAGGACUGAGGCUAUCGCUACUCCCUUUGGGCUCCAGCUCCAGAGAGGGAGAUGUAUUUGUGGGAAUUAAAAGCCGGGGAGUAGGUGUCACACCCGAGCAUUGGCUGCCGGCACCGUGUCGCAGGAGGAGCUAUACCUAUGUUAGCACUUCCUCAGGAAAUGAGAUUUGAAAAUAGCCAAUUACAUUAUGCACUUUAUUAAUGCCUGUAUAUAACUAUGAAAUUGCUAUUUUUUUAUAUAUAUAUAUAUACAUAUAUAUAUAUAAAAUGUGUAUGUAUAUAUAUAUAUCUAUAUAUCUAUGAACAGCCAUUCUCUGGAAAACAAAUAAAAAGGAGUUUAAAAAGAACCAAAAAGUGCUUCCAGGAAAUUACCAGUGCACUCAGGAAGGAGGCUGGGGAGACUGGCAUAGCACAACAGCAGCAAUUGUGCACUAAGUGCUCUGCUGAAAGAGAUGGGAAGAAUAGGCAAUAAGAAGAUGGCUUUCAAAGUGUGUGCUGUAAGCCCUGGCUGUGGCCUUGCAGCUCACAGUUGCAGGAGCAGUCUCACAGCAGACAGGCCAGUUUGGCUUUGCAGUUGUUCCUACGCAGUCCUGUCUGCAGCACACUUUGGAAGGUUCAGAGAUGCCUUUGCCCUCGCAACCCCAACAUCCUCAUAGUGUCCCAGAACAGGACUGAAAGGAGGUUUGGUCCCUCCCACACAGACGUUUCGAUAUGGAGGUCAUUAAUGUUAUAUGUUUAUUGCUUUGAAUUCAUGCUGCUUGCAAGCAGGUUGCAAAAUAUCAGCAGAUGAGUUUUCCCUUCCUCCCACCUCCACCCCCAAACCAUACAAAACAGGACAUGGCCAGCAAUGAUCCAAGCAGAUGUUUUAGAUUUGCUGUGCAUUCUGAGUGCAGGCAGCACUAUUUCCCCGCCUUCCUUUUACCUUGAUUGUAUUGCUGUAAGAACAAGCUUACUUUUCUCUGCCCAUACAAACAGGUCUAAUUGCUUGACUUAUCAGUCUGACUCUGUUCCACACUUUCUAGAGAAAAGUGACACAGCUGGUGCCUUUAUUUUUGCAAAAGGACCUUGUAGGUGAGGGAAAGCUCUGUAGCAUUAGGUCAAUGGCAUAUUGCAGAAUCCUAAGGGUUGGAAGAGACGUCAAAAGAUCAUCUAGUCCAACCCUCUGCCAGAGCAGGACAGCUAGAGUAGGUCACACAGGAACUCAUCCAGGUGGGUUUUGAAUGUCUCUGGAGACAGAGACUCCACAACCCAUCUGGGCAGCCCUCAGCACUGUGUGCAUAUAGAGCUGCCCUCAGCAAGUCAGCAAUUAACAGAAAAAAGAAACAUUAUUUAUUGCAAAAGGAUCUUUCAACUAUUGCACACAUCCUUUCAGUUCUCCUGUGUGUUUCAGUCAGUCACCAUCACAUUGGGCCUAUAGAAAUGGCAGCAAUGUGUAUAAGAAGUGCUAACAAUUUUGUCUUCAGGAGUUCUGCAGUGAUUUAUUCCAUUUUUUUUUCUUCUCCACGGCACGUAAGCAGGCUGUGGAAAUGAGAAAUUCAGCCAGUCUUGUGCAGAUGGAUCUGGUGCUGUUUAUUAAGCACCUUUGACAGAGAAACAUCGGUAUUUCUCUAGAAGACGUUGCCAUGUCAGUCACUAAGAAUCACGCUUAUUCAAUUAGCAUUUAAGAUUUAUGAUGACAAAUGAUUUCAUUUGAAAUGGAUUUGUAUCUGUUUUGGUGGGUUUGUUGGGUUUUGGGUUUUUUUUCAUUUUAACCAAACUACUCAGAAAUAUUUAGGCAGGACAGGAUAAAACCUCGACAGCUACAGUGGAAUCCAGAGGAUACUUUUAUGGGAUGGGGACAGGAUUUGGGCUUUUUUUUUUUGGUAUUAAAAAAAGGCAAGUGUGAUGUGCUGCCAAAGGAGGAAUGUGGCAGCCCUUCUCUGUGCCUCCAUCCAUGCUGAAGAUCAGGGAAUGGUGUAUGGUAGUUCCUGACAAUACUGACAUUUUAAUGGGAUUUUUCCUUUUUUUUUACUACUAUACAUAAGGGAAAAUUUUAUUCUUUUAAGGAAUAUUUCACCUGUACAUCAUGUAUGAAAUAGGAAUGUGAACAAUGUAUACUCUUGUAUAUCAAAAGUUUCAAGCACUUAACUUGCUUUGUAAACAGGUUUGGGUUUGUUUGGUUUGUUUUGGAGGGGUUUUUUUUUGUUUUGUAUAAAUCAAAUGUUUAUUGGAACAAAUAAAAUAACACCAACUCAA